Chelonoidis abingdonii (Abingdon island giant tortoise) is the source of this 1475-nucleotide messenger RNA. NCBI's taxonomy places the organism in Eukaryota, Metazoa, Chordata, Testudines, Testudinidae. The record is from RefSeq and is a predicted model, not a curated record.
GCUCUACCCUCCAAGGGAGACGGUGUCACACUGCCCCCCGGCAGCGAGUUGGUAUCUCCCGUCGGAACCCUGGGCCGCAGGUCUAGGAAGUGACUUGGUAUCGCCCUAGUCCCUCCCACCGUGGGCCGCGCACUUGGUCUCUCCCGAGCUCUGGGGCGCGGUCGGUGGCAGCCGCAUCACCGGGGCGGGCGGAUCCCUCCGCCGCUGAGUCCCGGUCGCGCGCAGCGGCCCAGGCCGGAUCCUUCCGCGCCGGGGAGCGGCCCGGAAACGAGUCCCCCGGCCCGGAACGAGGCUGCGCCAGGCAGUGGGGGGGGCCCGGACGCCUGGGUCCCGGGCUCGUGCUGACCCCGCCCCCGCCCCCUCCCGCAGGUCCCGGCGCGGCCAUGAGCGAACUGGAGCAGCUGCGGCAGGAGGCGGAGCAGCUGCGCGCCCAGAUCCGGGACGCGCGGAAAUCAUGCGGCGACUCCACCCUGAGCCAGAUCACCGCCGCGAUGGACCCCGUGGGGCGCAUCCAGAUGCGGACGCGACGCACCCUGCGAGGCCACCUGGCGAAAAUCUACGCCAUGCACUGGGGCACGGACUCUAGGCUGCUGGUCAGCGCCUCGCAGGACGGGAAACUCAUCAUCUGGGACAGUUACACCACGAAUAAGGUCCACGCCAUCCCACUGCGCUCCUCCUGGGUCAUGACCUGCGCCUACGCCCCAUCGGGGAACUACCGUGCCUGCGGGGGCCUAGACAACAUCUCCAUCUACAGCCUGAAGACCCGGAGGGGAACGUCCGUGUGAGCCGGAGCUGCCAGGCCACACGGGUUACCCUCUCCUGCUGCGCUUCUCGAUGACAAUCAGAUCAUCACCAGCUCCGGGGACACCACCUGUGCACUGUGGGACAUCGAGACGGGGCAGCAGACGACGACGUUUGGGGGCCACAGUGGGGACGUGAUGAGCCUCUCGCUGGCCCCCGACGCCCGGAGCUUCGUGUCUGGCGCCUGCGACGCCUCCAUCAAGCUGUGGGAUGUGCGGGACAGUAUGUGCCGGCAAACGUUCACCGGGCACGAGUCGGACAUCAACGCCGUGUGUUUCUUCCCCAACGGGAACGCCUUCACCACGGGCUCGGAUGACGCCACCUGCCGGCUCUUCGACCUGCGCGCCGACCAGGAGCUCAUGAUGUAUUCGCACGACAACAUCAUCUGCGGCAUCACCUCGGUGGCGUUCUCCAAGAGUGGGCGCCUCCUGCUGGCCGGCUACGACGACUUCAACUGCAACAUCUGGGACGCCAUGAAGGGUGACCGCGCAGGGGUCCUGGCCGGCCACGACAACCGCGUGAGCUGCCUGGGGGUGACGGACGACGGGAUGGCCGUGGCCACUGGCUCCUGGGACAGCUUUCUAAAAAUCUGGAACUAGCCCCCUGCUGCCCCACACCCUGGGGGCGAGGCUGCUGCUGGCCCCACCCACAGGAGGGAGGGGGUGUGGGUUUAC